This is a messenger RNA of Morus notabilis, 2067 nucleotides long. RefSeq lists its product as uncharacterized. The coding region runs from base 1 to 2067 and encodes 688 amino acids. The record is from RefSeq and is a predicted model, not a curated record. Gene Ontology annotation, biological process: DNA-templated DNA replication; DNA repair. NCBI's taxonomy places the organism in Eukaryota, Viridiplantae, Streptophyta, Magnoliopsida, Rosales, Moraceae. The transcript is spliced from 10 exons. Gene Ontology annotation, molecular function: DNA clamp loader activity; DNA binding. Gene Ontology annotation, cellular component: nucleus; DNA replication factor C complex.
AUGCCGAGCCCCUCCUCAAUCCCUCGUUCCUCAUCAGCAUCCGCUUCCGCUCCCAACCUCUCCAAUAUCGGCCGGCGGCUCCCCCACGGCCUCCAAAGGCCGUCGGGACUAGCGCCUCCGGUCGCAAAACCCGCCAACAAAAACCGUCCCAACCGUUUGGUUCGGACAUUGUUGACCAAAAAAAUCCUCAGGAAAAGAACAAACAACGGUACUAAUCUCCUGGAUACUAAUCUCCUGGAUUUUAGCACUAAGGCCGGCGUCAUCGCCACAGCUAAUUCUAGAACGAAUACUCUAGAUAUAAUUUCUCUUCAUGAGCAAAAAUUCCAAAAUGGAAUUUUGUGCAACAAGGAUUGCAGCCCUUAUUACCGAGGGCUCUUGUCAAGGCCAGCUCUUUCGCCCUACUCGCCGGAGCGCACCGAGAGCCAUAUUGCACCCAGUAAUACUACUACUGCCUUCACUAAGGCCUCGUUCGCUUCGAGUAUCAUGGUCAAGAUUCAAGGAUUUACCGGCGCUUGCCUUGCCUUCAGAAGCAAGAAAGAAGAUCACAAUCAUGAUCACAAGGCAACACCGUCCGCCGGAUUGACAAAUAGUACUACUGCAAAUCGCGUUACUAGUACUGGCGCUUCUUCUUCUUCUUCUUAUUACUCCGCCUUCCCGUCGCCAUCUCCGGCGCCGCCUUUGCUCGCAUCAGACAUGAUCAUUACGGAGGAAGCUUUGGCGAAGGAGAAGAAAAGUGUUGCGGGAAUCACGGAUGAGCGCGGUACUAAUAGCGAAAAGAAGCCAUUGAGGGAGAGUAGAGUAUCGGCAGGACUAGCUCAUGAUGAAGCAAUGUCUUUGCCUGAUCAACAGAUAAUAUCGCCGUUGGAAAAAUUUGGUCAUGCUGAUCAGAAGGAUAUUCUUAUUGAUGAUCGAGAUAGAAAGCUUAUGGAUGGAGAGAGAGAGUUUUUGUGGGCAGAUAAGUACAGGCCCAAGGCUUUGGAGGAUUUCAUCUGUAAUAGAAGCAAAGCCAUUCAGUUGCAGGCUCUGGAGAGAAAAGGACAUUGUGGACAUUUCAUAUUCGAAGGAGCACCAGGAGUAGGAAAGAGAACAAUGAUCUGGGCUAUGAUCCGAGAGGCUUUUGGUCCUGAUUCUGUGAAGGGUGAAGUAGAAGGAUUAGGCGUUACAGUACUCGUGAAGGAAUCUCCUCGACUUGUAGAAGUGAAUCUCUCUGACCUUAAAGGUCAUGAGAAGCAUGUAAUCUUUGAACUCAUCAAGGAAACAUCUGAUCUGAAGGCUUCCAACAGAUCAGCUUUGCCAUGCAACCCAUCUGAAAACUGUCGAGCAAUAAUCUUUUAUGGAGUAGACAAGCUAUCAACAGACGCUAUCCUAUAUGUGAAGUGGCUAUUGGAAAGAUAUACAGUGUGUAGUAAGAUCUUCUUCUGCUGCACCGAUCUCUCAAAGCUUCAAGCAAUCAAAGAUAUUUGCACUGUUGUUCAGCUUUUACCCCCUUCAAGGACGGAGAUUAUUGAAGUGUUGAACUUCAUAGCCGAAAAAGAAGGCAUAGAAUUACCUCAUCAAUUGGCAGAAAAGAUCACCGACACUUCUAAAAACAAUCUUCGUCAAGCUAUUCGUUCACUUGAGGCUACCUGGCUAAAACAUUAUCCCUUUACAGAAGAUCAAGAAGUUCUAACUGGUUGGGAAGAUGAUAUUGCAAAUAUUGCUAAGAACAUGGUUCAUGAGCAAAGCCCAAAGCUACUAUAUAUCAUCCGUGGAAAGCUUAAAAGCCUAAAAGAGCACGAUGUGCCUUCUGAGUUUAUUUUCCAGUCAUUGGUAGAAGAACUGAAGAAGCAUUUGCACGACCUGUUAAAGCGCCGAGUUCAUAAUCUGUACGUGGAAUACAGUAUGAAAGAUGAUCAAAUCUUGUUCGAAAGUACUGACAAAGCAAUAGCACAACAAAGAAAGAAUGAUGUUCAGCAGCAGUUCAUGAGGAUUGAAGAGUUUAUAGCCAAAUUCAUGAGCUGUUAUAAGGCUGAAAGUGCCAAGCUUGAGCAACAGACCGGCAGUAGCGAUCACAAUAAUGAAGCAUAA